This is a messenger RNA of Syngnathus typhle (broad-nosed pipefish), 1709 nucleotides long. RefSeq names its product ankyrin repeat and SOCS box containing 13b (gene asb13b). Gene Ontology annotation, molecular function: protein binding. The coding region runs from base 161 to 1069 and encodes 302 amino acids. The transcript is spliced from 6 exons. Lineage: Eukaryota; Metazoa; Chordata; Actinopteri; Syngnathiformes; Syngnathidae. The record is from RefSeq and is a predicted model, not a curated record. Gene Ontology annotation, biological process: positive regulation of protein catabolic process; intracellular signal transduction; protein ubiquitination.
GACGCACGGACGGACGGACGGGAGGGCGAGCGCGGCUUUACUUUUUGCAGCUACGUCCCGCGCGUUGCCGCCGCCGGCGCUCGCUCACCCGAUGUGGCCGGCCGGCCGGCGGGCCUGUCGACGGCUUUUUCGGGUCGCAAUGACUUGCAGCCUCCGUUGAAUGUUCGACGGUGCACGGUCGAGCGAGGCAAAUGACGGCAUGGAGAUAACGCGCAACAGGCCGUCCUUGUACGGAGACAUCGCUCACGGUCUGGGCUUCUGGACGGAGCGGUCGGCUGUGCACGAGGCGGCGGCGCAAGGCAGGGCGGCGCGGCUGCAGCAGCUGAUCCGGGACGGGGCGGCCGUCGACGCACCGGCCGUCGACUCCGUCACGCCCUUGCACGAGGCCUGCGUCCGGGGACACGCCCGCUGCGUCGCGCUGCUGCUGGCUGCCGGGGCGCAGGUGGACGCCCGCAACAUCGACUGCAGCACGCCGCUGUGCGACGCCUGCGCCGCCGGCAGCCCGGAGUGCGUCAAGCUGCUGCUGGAGCACGGCGCUGCCGUCAACCCGCCGUUCUUCACCUUCUCGCAGCUGCACGAGGCGUGUCUGCGAGGCAAUUUGGAUUGCGUGGAGCUGCUGAUCCAGCACGGCGCCUCCAUGGAGGCGCACGACUGCCGCUACGGGACGCCGCUGCACGUGGCCUGCGCCAGCAAACACUACCUCUGCGCUAAAGUGCUCCUCAAUGCCGGCGCCAAUGUAAAUGCAGCCAAGCUCCACGAGACGGCGCUCCACGCCGCCGCCAAGGCGCGCCACGUGGAGCUGAUCGAGCUGCUGGUGGAGUUUGGCGCCGACCUGCACGCCCGAGACAACGCAGACAAGAAGGCCGUCCACUACGCGCCGCUCGGAUCGCCGGCGCAUCUCUGCUUUCGCUUCUACCAGGACACGCCGCUGAGCCUUCAGCAGCUGGCGCGCUUGGCCCUGAGGAGGAUCCUGGGCGUGAAGGCGCUCCACGUUUUCUCCCAGCUGGAUUUGCCCAAACGCACGCUCGCCUUUCUGUCGUACGCCCCGGCUCCCGUCCUCCAAGUCUGACCAGCGUUUUGGAAGCCUCACUCACUCACUCACUCACUCACUCACUCACUCACUCACUCACUCACUCACUCACUCACUCACUCACUCACUCACUCACUCACUCACUCACGCAGGCAGGCACGUUGGCAUCUUUUUUUGGAUGGACUGGCCACCGAAGCCAGAUGCGCCGCCCGACUUCUCGAGCGUGACGCUUACGCCCCUGCGAUCAUUGAAAUCCAAAAAAACAACAAUCUUGUUCUGCUAACAGGAAACAAAUCCCUUUUUUCUUUUCAUCUGACAAGAUAGAACAGUCAUCCUUCCCAAAGGUACACAGGAAAAAAAAAAAAAGAACCCUCCUACUACGUCUGUUGACAAAACUUUUAGUUCAAACAAGGCUGGGCUUGGAAUGAGUCCUGUUUUCACUCUUCUUCUUGCAAAUGAACAGCAUCAAACAUCAUGGCGUGCCACCAUCUAGUGGUCAACGGUGGAAUGACACCCAAAACACACUGGAGCCCAAACAACAGUUACAAACUGUUUAUAUGGAUAGAUAAAAAAUGCUGCAAACCUGCAGCGGAGUGGCGGUGUGUCUAUACAUUUGUAAAUCACACAGAUGGUUCUCCCUUUGUGAAUUGUGUAUUAGUAAAGGAGAGUGCUCACUCUU